This is a messenger RNA of Mercenaria mercenaria, 1162 nucleotides long. RefSeq lists its product as uncharacterized. The transcript has 4 exons. Bases 76 to 984 code for a protein of 302 amino acids. Lineage: Eukaryota; Metazoa; Mollusca; Bivalvia; Venerida; Veneridae. Gene Ontology annotation, biological process: immune response. Gene Ontology annotation, molecular function: tumor necrosis factor receptor binding. The record is from RefSeq and is a predicted model, not a curated record. Gene Ontology annotation, cellular component: membrane.
UGUAUUUCCAUGAACAACUGAUAUGAUCAAGCAUAUGCGAAAGCAAAUACACUGAAUUUAACGAAUUAAGAUAAAAUGAAAACCUGUUUUUUAAAACAAAAGUUAAAGCAAAAUAAUGACAAAGGAGAUGAACUUUGGAGAAAACGGAAGAUAAAUCACUUAUUUACACUCAUAUCGUUAACACUGAACGUUAUUCUCGUGUUUCUUGUAUCAUUUGUUGGAUUCAGUAUCUACAAGGAUGUUCGAUAUAACCUACCACUACUCUCACAGAAGAGGUUGGAAGAGUUUUCAGUACUUUGUGAGCACCUUUCCCUCAGCCCUGACGACGACGUUCUAAUAUUUGGAGCUAGCAAAGACAGUCUAAGUGUUUCUCUAAAUGACAAUGGAAAAUAUGUUUGCGCGAGUAAAAAUCUGACAGAACUUGUCAACAAGGUUGUCGAAAGAGAAACAAGACUUCGGCUUGCAAAAGGUCAAGAAUCACAGCCAUAUUUGUCCUGCGGAAAUGAAAGUCUCGCUCCCCAGUCUGGCUACCUGACUGUCGCACUAACUCAGAUAUCGAGGCAGAAGUUCUUUUCAGGUGAUGGGAUAGAUUCUGUACUACACUGGGAAAACGAAUCCGAAGCAAACGCUGAUACAGAUGUAGAACACUCAAAUGGCGAAAUAAUUGUUCCAGAGGGCCGGACGUAUUUCGUGUAUGCGUCUGUGCACUUCAAUAUAAGUCGAAGUGCGGCAAAUGAAACAAAAAAUGUGAACAGACUGCGCACGUUUUCGCUGAGAAUUUGCAGAAAGAUUUAUGGAUAUGAACAAACUUUACUGGGAGAGAUAAUGCAAUUUGAUGUUAGCGGUGGUGAUGUUGUCUCAAGUUUCAGAAUUGCAAGUCAUAUAAAACUGAAUAGAAAUGACAUAAUUUAUGUCAAGGUGAACAAUGCCAAUUAUGUUAUUUCAAGCUCUAAAGGAAAUACUUUCGGCUUUUUCCCACUCUAAAUUGCUUCACUGGUAUACAAUAGAAUAGUCAAUCACCAUUGCCUGGCGAUAUUUGUUUCUAAAUGAGGCAUAAAAUAACAUGACUCAAGUUUCAUAUUUUAAUUAUGCAUUGUUUGUGAUACAUUAAAUGUGUUUAUCAUGGUUUUAUACAAUCACAAUAAAAUGAGAAUACAAUCUU